UUGCCGCGUGCGCCACAACUGCCAUUUUGAAUCGAGCAGCUGGUGGCGCGCUCUUUCGCUGCCUGCUACCCCGGAGGGAAAGCGUUUGGUUGGUGCGGGUCCGCUUCGGCCCUGCGGAGCGCAGAUAUUCUGUCACAGAAGUAGUUGUAAAGAUGUCUACACCCGAGAAAGGAGGAAAGGCUGAAGGAGCAAAGAAGAAAAAUAAGCCUGAUAAAUCUUCCACAAAAACAGAGGAAGAAAAAAUGGAAAGUGAAGAGGAAGAAGAAGAAGAAAGAGUUGGAUUACUGGAAAGAUGUCCUAUUGUAGAGGGGAAAAGGGAAAAGAAAAAAGUGGAAAGAUUGACUUUACAAGUGACACCAUCUGCAAAAGAGACGUUUAGUAUUCCUGAAGGUAGAGGCACAAGGCUGGGAGAAAUUGAGAGAAUACAGUAUUUCAUGAGCAAAACAAAGGCUGAAGAUCUCAAAAUACUGCACAAAAUCUUAUACAAUAGGCCAGGUUCGCUUCCCACAUUGAAGAAAAACAUUCGUCUGUUCACUGGAUUCUCCUUUGAAAGUGGCAGUGACCAGCACAAGAAAAAAGAAGAGAUACUGAAAAAGAAUCCAAUAUCAGUAUUGAAGGUGAUCUGUACUGUCCUGGAUCUGGAAAGAAAGGGUACUAAAGAUGAACUUGUAUCAAAAAUUUUGAACUUCUUGAUGAGACCCAAAGCAUCUGGGAAGUCACUACCAAAGCCCAAGAAAAAGCGUCAAAAGGGUGGAAAGAAGGAAAGUUCAGGGUCCAAGAAGAAAUCAAAGGCUUUAGAAGAGAUUCUUACAGAUGAAUCCAGCAGUGAGGAAGAAAAGAAAGAACAGGAAAAAUCUUCACAUGAAAGCGAUGUGGAAGAAACAGUGGAGCCACCAAAGAAAGGAACUAAAAAAGAGAAGGCCACAACAAAAGCAGCGUCCAAAGGCAAGAAGGGACAAAAUACUAAAAUAACAAAUGUGAAAAAAGCGGACAGUAGCACUGCAAAGAAAACUGCAGCUCCUGCCAAGAAGGAAAGUGAAUCAGAGGAUGGUUCUGAUGAUGAACCAUUGAUUAAGAAACUGAAGAAACCACCUACAGAUGAAGAAAUAAAGAAAACUGUCAUGAACUUGUUGGCUGAUGCAAACUUGGAAGAAGUCACAAUGAAACAAAUUUGCAAAAAGGUAUUUGCUGUCUAUCCAGAAUAUGACCUCUCAGACAAAAAAGAUUUUGUCAAGAACACUGUGAAAGCGUGUAUUUCAUGAAGUGGUCCUGGUUCAAAGAAAUCAGCCAAGUGAUGUUAAGACAGCGUUGAUACCAUAUUCCUGAUCAAUUGUGAGAAUGAAUGAACACCAGCACAAAUAAGGAUGCUUGAGUGGGGAGUGAUGUAGAUUAUCUUAUGCCAAUUAUCAAUUGACUAUCUUUCAAACUAGAUUUGGCUUCUUUAGCUAUAGUUCUGCCUUUUAAGACUUGAACUUUUAUCUGUUAAAUUUUCUAGUAGUAUACUAGUUUUUUUAAACCUGUUUAUGACCUGUAAAUUUGAUGAGUUGUGAAUAAAUUACCCAAUAACUUGAUUAUGGUUAAGCAUUUUUUCUUAGUAGCUCAAGUUCAGCUGAAUAAUUGGAAAAGUUGCAUGUACUGCUAAAACAAUUUAAUUUUUAUCUUUGAUUUGUUCUGUAUUUAAACGUUCUCAAAGCAAAGCUGCAGUUUUAAUUUUGUAAGAGGGGAGGUUUUAUUAGUGAUGCAGAAUAUGUACAUUCGUAAUUCAGUUCUUUGUAGAACGUGUUUUGACUAUUAACAUGCCCCAGCUUGAAGAUGAAAUAAAAGUGCAAGGAGACAGUUCAGACUUUUUAAAAUUCUUUAUAAAUUGAGAGUAUGACCAGCUUACAAAAAAUCUUUCUGCAAACUCAUUUGAUCAUUAUACCUGUUCAAGUUUAACUGAUAAAGUGAGAAAGUAAUCUUACUAUCUAUUUUUGAUAUUCAUCAUUUCAAACAACUUCAGAACAAAGUUAUGAAUUUGCAUUGGAAAACAAACUUUAGGCAAGCUGUUAGCAUUAUGCAAUGCCUGAACUAAAAUAAUUCUAAUUUGCAUACAGUAUUAUAGUCAUACCAUAUAGCAUGCUAACUUAAAUUUUAGAUCAGGCUGCUGCUGAACAAAUUUGCAAGGUAAUGAGAAAUUACAGCCAAGUUUUUAAUAAAGUAACUAAUUGUGGAUUAAGGAAGGCUGAAAAUGCAGUACCUGAGAUUGUUUAGUUUAAAUUACCCCAAAGGCAAACUGGCAUUAUAGCUCAGCUCAAAUUAAUUCUAGCAGUACUUUUUUUCUAUUUGCAGAAAGCAGACACAGAGGUGGCAAUUCUACCAAAAUGAAACAUUUACAUCAAUAUAUACAGGCUUUAAAAAAAUUGAAAAUCUUACUAUAAAUAAGAUCAAAAGGAUUUAGGUUACUCAGGUUGAUGAGAAUUAAAAGGCAGUGUUAUUUGCACGUUUUCAAACCAGCAUUUAGUUUAACAAACUGUCAAUUUGGAUUGUCAACUGAAGAAAAUGCAAGUAUACUUUGAUUUUCCUGUUCCAAAACUUGGAUAUUAAUGAUUAUCCAUGAACAUGAGAUGCUGGAAAUCCAGAGUAACACACACAAAAUGCUGGAGGAAGGCGAAGGGUCUGGCAACAGCAAUGGAAAGGAAUAAACAGUCGGCAUUUUGGGGCCAGACCCUUCAUCAGGGUCUUAGCUGAAAACAUCAACUGUUUAUUCUUCUCCAUAGAUGUUGACUGACAGAAGUACCUCCAGAAUUUUGUGCAUUGCUAAUAAAAAUAAAUCUCUGGCAGAAAAAAACUGUCUUGUACACUUGACUGAGGUAAUUAUAGCUCUGGCUAUAAAUGCAGUGUGUUUUCCAAACAACUAACAGGAUUGCUUUCAAAUAACUCAUUGACACUAGAAGGAUAGAAAUAAAUUUCUUUCAAAACAAAUACAAUCCUUGAUACAGUUCCAAAUUUCUUGGUCACUACUUGCAACAACUAUCAAUAGGUGGUUAGAAUCCAAUAUUAAAUUUACAAAUUAAAGGAACUGAAUGGUUCUGCAAAAUCACAGGUGGCUUUUUUGUCAUGCAACCUUAAUAUUGUGUUGUGAAAGCUGUUCAGUAUUUAACUUUAAAAAAGAGGCUUUUUCUUGCACUCUUAGAACUUGUGCUUAUGUUUCACAACUUUUAAUUAAAAGAUUGCAAGUUAUGGGUUUAUUGCCUUUAUUUGUAACAUGAAUAGUUGCUGAAAGUUCAACCAAUUUUUGUGCUCUGGUAUAUCAAGUUUUAAUCAAUUUUUAAAUAUUUGCAAAUUUUCAUUCUUGAAUUUGAAGCAGAGAAUUACCAGAAUAGAAUUCAGCAGCAAUU
Mobula hypostoma (lesser devil ray) is the source of this 3377-nucleotide messenger RNA. Its product is annotated as protein DEK-like. Gene Ontology annotation, molecular function: DNA binding; histone binding. Bases 153 to 1262 code for a protein of 369 amino acids. Gene Ontology annotation, biological process: chromatin organization; regulation of double-strand break repair. The transcript is spliced from 11 exons. Gene Ontology annotation, cellular component: nucleus. Lineage: Eukaryota; Metazoa; Chordata; Chondrichthyes; Myliobatiformes; Myliobatidae. The record is from RefSeq and is a predicted model, not a curated record.